This is a messenger RNA of Vicia faba (fava bean), 984 nucleotides long. The record is from the annotation of a GenBank genome assembly. Lineage: Eukaryota; Viridiplantae; Streptophyta; Magnoliopsida; Fabales; Fabaceae.
AUGUCUCUUCCUCCUGAAAUCGACGAUUUCAUCAAACAAUGCAUCGACCACUCUCUAGGUCUUCCCAUCUCUCCCCAAACCCUCGACAUCAUGCUUCGCGCACUCAAAGACUCAGAUCAGUUUCUCCGCCAUCAGAAUGCGUCGCUCCUUGAUAAAUUGAAAGAAAAAGACGAACUCAUCGAACAAACCAAGUAUGAAGCGUGUUUGAGUGCUGUGGCGAUUAAGAAAUUUGUGGAGGAGAAUCAGAAAUUGGCGGUGGAGUGUGAGAAUCUUGUGGAGUAUUGUCUAAAAUUGGAGAAGGAGUUUGUGCUGUAUGAGAAUGAUAGGGAAGCGUUGAUUGAGUUUCAGAAUGAAGCCGAGGAGCGAGGGAGGGAGGCUUAUUUGCGAAUUGAAGAGUUGGAACGUGAUAUAAUCGUGUAUCAGAUGAAGAUAAAAGAGUGCCAGGAAGAGAAUGAAUCGGUUGAUUCUUCUUCUACAUGCAUGCUGGAGGAGGAGAGUUUGCUUGACUCCCUUCUAGCAACUGUUACUACUAAAGAUGACUCUUCUACAUAUGAGUUCUUGGUUGCAAAUAAUGAAAAUGAGCAUUGUAAAAAGUUGCUGUCAAUGUGGAGCGGAUUGAGACAAUCAACUCAGAGAAUUUUAUCUCUUGUCGCUGAAGUGAUGUCUCUAGAAAAGGAUAAAGAGCAUCUAAGGAUUAACCUUGACCGAGCUGAAGAGGAGGGAAAACUACUGUUUGUUGAAAAUAGCAAAUUGGAAAAGGAGAACAAAAGGUUAAUGAUGAAACUUUCCCAUAGUGCAUCUGCCAAGUCAAGCAAGAGAAAGUCAAGUCCCAAAACAAGUAGCCCAAUGAGGAAGAAGAUUGAUUUCGAUGAUUUAGAUUCUGUUUCUUCCAGACAACCAUUCUCACCCUUGCAUAGUAACUCUCUGGACUGUCGUCAGGGCUGUCUUGAUUUGAUGACUGAUUUUGAUGAUCUUUCAAAGUGA